GGGGGGGGGAGACAACUCUUCUAUGAGAUCCAGGUUUGUUUGUUUUUUAAUGGGUCUGAGCUUGCUUAAGAAGUUCUACUUCUCUAAUAAAGGAAAAUCUCCAUGGUAGGGUUCUAUUGAGCAACCUAUAGGGUUCUAGUAAUAUUUUAGAUUUGUAUGAUAUAGAGUAUGGUACCUGUUAGUAAGUGCGUGUGUUUACCACCAUGAGAAAUGCACAUAAGAUUUACAUGAUUUAAAUGUCUGGAGCUUGUUAAAUAGUAACAGCGCUGUAAUUUGUCUAAUCAGGUACAGAUUACAUUUCUCCAGUCUACUCUAAAACACUCAUUGCAUGGCUACAUUGCAUGGCUAGAAAGUGUGAAAGAAAAAAAGUAAAAGGAUAAACUGCAUGUGUGUGUGUGUGUGUGUGUGAGGGAGAGAGAGAGAGAGUGAGCACCAUCGCAUGACUGUGGGUGUGGGAACAGAGAGAGAUGGGAUAUGGAGGGUAGGAAUGUAAAAUGGGAAGGAAGAGGAAAACCACUGAUGUGAUUUCACUAGUUUCCCAGUGCCACUCCAGUCCACCCAGGUCACAAAAACAAAUCGCUAUAAUCUGGUUUGCUUUCUUUUGCUACUCAUGAAAAAAAUUCCUCUCUCCCAUAGUGGUGCAUUUUGAUCCAGAUGUUUUGGGAAUGACAUGGCCAUUAAUGGGAAAAGAGAAGAGGAACUGGAUUCAACAGUAUAUGUUCCCAUACAGAGUAAAUAUUCCCAUCAAUCACCUGCUUCCUUACAAGUUGUGGCAUUCCUAUUUACUCAUUUUUGUCCUCCAAUCCAACACUUGCCCCCCCCCCCAUUUUCUUUGUUAGCCUCCCCAGUCUCAUCUCCCCCAACUCCACAGCUGUAGUUGAUCAACGCUUGGCUUUUCCCUUAGCCAAUCAUUUCUGUCCUCCCUCCUCCCGCCUUCAUUUCCUCUGUCUAAAUGUUCCCAUCUCUCUCUCUCUCUCUCCUUUUUCGCUCAUGUUUUCAUUCCCCCUUUUAAGCAUUCCAUCAUCGGGGCUCCAUGACCCAUUAAAGCAACAUUACCUCACUGAAUGUGUCCGUAAUAUGUCCUUUCUCUUUAGGCCAUACUUUUCAUGCCUAGGGCUUUUUUGUGUCAUGUUUUCUGUCAUUAAAUAAAUGUCAUAGAACGCAUUUUGAUAGAACGGGCUAUUGAAACGUGAUUUCACCUGACCAAAAUUGCACCACAGACUCUACUGCUGUGGCCUAUUAAGUCCCAGAUUGCUUCCUCUGUCCAGUUCAGGGUCAUCGACAUGGCCAUAUCUCUCUGUUCUCUUUCACACUGAGCUCAUUUUUUUUUCUAGAGGACAGAAGGGAAACAGGAAAGACGGGACAAGGCUACAAGCAGAAGAGGGAGGGGAGUGAGUUCUUACUAAACCCUUCUAAUAAACAAAGGCUUUUUCUUCUCCAUGUACCCUCUUCCCCUCUCCUCCAUGGAGUACCCCAUGGUUGUGUAAAUACUGUAAAUUCAUGUCCACGUGGCUCAGUGACUCGAGGAGUGGGAACAUAUUUCAUUCUUGGCACUUGGAUGUUUGUGCUCAAAUUCUCUCUUAUUAGCUUCUAGCUCAUGUGCCCCUGGAUCAUGUGCCUCGCACCUUUUUAUGCAUUGGUUGCUUGUGUUCUCCCAGGACCCUUACCUUUUCUCCUUUUCCUCUUUUCCAUCAUCUUUGUGUCUGUCAUAUAUGCCCAUAUGUCACUCUGUAAAAGCAAUCUUUGCAAAUUUACACACACAGGGUGUAACAAUUUGUUAGGAAUUUGCAUGAUUUCCCUUGUUUCAUAUUGAUUUGAUUCAUUCAUUCAUCUUCAGGAACUAUUUUAUUGCGGUCAGGGUCAUGGUGGAUCCCCGGAAGCACUGGAUAUGAGGAUUUUCCUUGUUUCAUCAUACCUAAAUUGUCGUUUCAGCUACCUCCAGUUUCACAAUGACACCAGGAUCCAGUCGAAAACUGUAAGAUCAGCAAUCUAAGACACUGAUCCACAUACUACAUGACUCAUCUCACAGAUACAUGAUUUGUGAUUGUUUGCUUGCAGUAUAUUUGACCAUUUGAUACUUUUGAGCUCAGUUCAGCAUCUUUAUAGCUGACUAUAUACCUGUUAUACCUGUAACAGCCUAGUGCUUUAUUUUACGCCCCAUGUCUUCAGGGAUUAAUACAUGCUUAGUGUAUAUGUAUUGGAAUAGGCCUGGGUUAUAUUCAUAAACUCUCAUUUUAGCCAAUUUCAUGGCUGUGUUACAAAUAAUCUGAAUGAAUACGCUUUGCUUAUACGAUACACUUUUAUUUCGCUAAGAGGCUGUUAAUGUCUGCAAACACUUCCUAAAAGGUCUUGUUUACUUUGUCGGUUGGUUUCUCUAGUUUGGGCUUCUCACUGGAGACAUUUUAAUUAAGCAUCUUGUAAGCCAAAGUCAGUUUUAACUUUUUUUAGGGAUUUAUAUGUAUAUUUCUAUAUUUUAGGCACCUGAUGCGUUUGUGCACUUUUGUGUGAUGCUAUCUUUCACCACUUGGUGUCGCACUUGGUGUCGCAAUCGGAUUUUUGGUUAGGGCUGAAAUGCAAGGCAAUUAUUGAUCAAUAUUUAGGUGGGAUGUUUGUAAAAAAGGGACACAAUUUUGCACAGCGAUUUAAGCACGUAGAUUUGACAGUAGCUAUAAAAAGUCAUAUUGCCUAAAUGUUGUACAUCUCGGUGUGUUUGUUUCAAAUAGUAUCUUAAGCCUUUUGCUUUCUACAUGGUUUCAUUUUUCCCAUGCAGUUUUCCCAUGAACACGCAGUUGAACACACACUCUCAGAAACAAAGAUGCCAAGUAGUAACUUCCGACAAGGAAAAUUACAAUCAAGUGUACACCCUAUGAACAUUUAUUAUGUAAAUUAGUGGUCCAUAAGGUCCAAGUAUGUCGCUUAAAUUAUUUCUUUUAAAAGGUCAGCAACAAUGAAUAGUACCUUUAUUUGUGAGUGCGUGGGUGUGUGUUUUCCUUCUAUUUCCACUUUUUUAUUAAUAAGCUUGUGUUUUCCUUCUUUUUCCGCUUUAUUUUUAUUAUUCGUCGUUCUCGCUCAUUUGCUCAGCACUGGCGCCAAAGAGGAUGAGAACAAUCUUCCAUUGAUGCCCUAUGAAGCUGGUUCCGCCCAUUUUCACAUUCCAGCCAAUUGGGAACGCGUUCUUCUUGGUGUAGCCAAUCAGAAAAGGGUGCUUCGGAGAAAUCCGUUCCACGGCGUCUUUUCCGCACGGCUCCGCCCCUGAGCUCAGAAUUUGAGGGAAAGUAAACAUGAGCGUCAGUAGGACAGGAGCUGCUGUACACUAUUUACACUGGACGAGAAUGUACUAAAUGUGUUCAAACGCCACCAUUUUAAACACGCGUUAGUGCUGUUUUGAAGAGCAACAUGAGCAAGGCAGGGAAGGGUGAGCCCCAUGAGUUUAAGGAAAAAACGUUUAAGAAGAAGCGCCAGUGUGGGGUGUGCAAGCAAAACAUAGACAGUCUGGGAUCCUUCUGCCGAGUCUGCAAAACAGCCACUCACAAGAAAUGUGAAAGUAAGGCCAGCACACCCUGUAUCCCGGCCCCAUCCUCUGAUUUGCAGCGGAGAGGAACGGCCUCCUCUCGACACAUCCAACAUCUGGGCUCAACCAAAUCUCUGACAUACACCAAACCGAGAAGUACUCUACCCAGGAGUAUAAGUGUGGAUCGGGUGAUGGACAGGGUGAUGGAGCGCCACUACAACUUUGACCUCACCUACAUCACUGAGCGCAUCAUCUCCGUCUUCUUUCCCCCUCUGCUGGAUGAGCAGCGUUAUCGCCUCAAUCUCAAAGAAGUGGCAGCUAUGCUCAAGUCCAAACACCAGGACAAGUUUUUGUUACUCAACCUGUCUGAGAGAAGGCAUGACAUCACACGGCUUAACCCCAAGGUCCAUGAUUUUGGCUGGCCGGACCUACAUGCACCUCCGCUGGACAAAAUCUGUUCCAUGUGCAAAGCCAUGGAGACAUGGCUGAACUCUGACCCUCAGCAUGUGGUGGUUCUGCAUUGCAAGGGUAAUAAAGGAAAGACGGGAGUUAUCAUCGCUGCAUACAUGCACUACAGCAAGAUAUCAGCAGGGGCAGAUCAGGCUCUCAGCACACUGGCUAUGAGGAAAUUUUGUGAGGACAAAGUGUCACCUUCUCUCCAGCCCUCACAGAACAGGUAUAUAUAUUAUUUUGGUGGACUUCUAUCAGGGGCCAUAAAGAUGAACAGCAGUCCUCUUUUCCUCCAUCAGGUCCUUAUUCCCACCAUCCCCAAGUUUCAUGCUGAUGGAGGUUACUUGCCCUUCUUGAAGAUCUAUCAGUCCAUGCAGCUGGUCUACACCUCAGGCAUAUAUGAUUUGCAGGGUUCAACAGGCAGAAAGCUGUGUGUGACCAUUGAGCCUGCUCUAUUGCUGAAAGGAGAUAUUAUGGUGAAGUGCUAUCACAGACGACUUCAGGCCACUGAGAGGGACACGGUGUUCCGACUCCAGUUUCACACCUGCACCAUCCACGGAGCACAGCUGUGGUUCGGGAAAGGAGAACUUGAUGAAGCUUGCUCAGAUGACAGAUUUCCCCUUGAUGCCACAGUGGAAUUUGUGUUUUCUUCUGGACCAGAGAAAAUUAAAGGACGAGAAUACCAGCGGAAUGACCCAGCAGUCACAGUUGACUAUAAUACAGCUGAUCAAGUAGUGCGUUGGGAUUCUUAUGACAACUUGAACCAAAGACAUGAAGACAGUCAAGACGAUAUUGCACACACUCGAGGACCUCUGGAUGGCAGUCUGUAUGCUCAGGUGAAGAAGCGACGUGCUGCUUGCUCUUCCUCCUUUCUAUCCACUAAUGGUAGUCCAGGGCAAAUCUCUGAUGAGAGACAAGGUCAUCUCCUGUCACACAGCACCGACUCCGGGCAUUCAUCAGUUCCACCUGAUCGCCUUGAAGAUUCACCCAGACGGCCACCACCUACUCCGCAAGAGCGGGAGGAGCUGGAGCGGCUUCUUGGAGGAAUUGAGGGUGGAAGGACUUGCAGAGAUCGUGAACGGGAGACAGCAAUUUUGGAUGAUGGCGACUCACUCUCACCAGAAAAUACUGGGUCGCUGCUUUUGGCUCGUUCGUGUUCCUGCCGCAUGGGCUACAGAUCACAGCGUUGCUCUGAACUCCAUCACUUGCCCAAUGGCUACUGCCUGGACCACUCAGCUCCCAGCAACAACCACACAGGAGUACCUACACCAAACAUACUAGGGCUGUGCCAGCACCACGGAGGUCACACACACCAGGCACUCCCACCUCCAGACCUGCUGUGGGACCGACAGCAAGGCUCUCAGCACUACCUGCAUGGUCCUUCUAGGCAUGUUUGCCCUUAUCCAUCCCAGGAACUCUGCCCUCACCCUCACACACUUUCCCCUAGUGGACGACUGCUGUGCAGGUCAGACGAAUUCCUCCCCUACACCCAGCCACAACAAAACCACCCGCACAACCCGAAAGCAGCUGGACCCUAUCAUGACGUGAUGCUUGUAGAUGGCCUCCUACCACCCCCUAGCUGCCCAUGCCGUGAUUGCUGCUUGAGACGAGAGGACUUUCACACUUUACGGCUUGACAGAGGUGAAGGAUUGCACUGGGAAAGGGAAGAGCUCCCUCGAGACGGUGGCUUAAGGCGAAGCAGAGGAUCCGAGGCUCCAAGACGGACAGAACUGCACUGGGAACGAGAGGCAGGGUUAAGACAGGGUAGAGAGGUCUCACUCCAUUGGGACAGGGACAGAGAAGCAGAGCUACAAUGGGAGAGAGAACGAGAAGCUGAGUACUGGCACAGAAGAACUGCCUUGUCACCAUAUGGCCCCCCAGGUCACGAGCCUGCUUUCACCUUUGACCCACUUCCGCAGGGUCACCCAGCAUUUCCAGAACCCUCGAGAUCACACAGUCAUGCCCACCUGGAUAUCAAGUACAGCAGUGGCUCCAGCAGCUACCAGACAUCUCACCCGAUGUGCCCCUGCUCACCCUACCAGCCCUCGCCUUCUGAGAGCCGUGGCUAUGCUUCAGGUUAUCAGUCAGACUCCACUUCUCCACUGCCUCCCAACUACACCUCUUGCUACAGCCAUUCAGACCCCCACCAGCAGCACUACACCUCCAGCACACACUCAGAUGGUUCUGGGAUUCCAGGUGAAAAUGUAGGAUGGCGGGACCAUAUAACCCAUGGUUCCUUGAGACGGCUGCAUCGUGAAGCACAUGGACCAUGCUCCACCCCCUCUGAUAUGUCUGGACCACCCACUCCAGUCCACACCAGCAGCCCAUUGCAUACACAAGAGAGCCCCAGUCUGAGCGUACGGGAUCAGGAAGCACGAUCAUCAGAGAUGAGCACAGACAGCACCGCUCACCAGGAGAGAAUGAACCCAGCUCUCCAGCAAAAUCUCUCAAACUCUGGACCAGAGCCUCAUCGAGUUGGAAGUCCAUCCACAGAGCCCCCUAAGUCAUGCACAUUGAUAUCAGAGAAGCACUGCACCCUUCCUCAGCAGCUCUCUACACAUUCCCCUUCUCCUCAGCAACUCCCACCACAUUCUUCCAUUUCUCCUCAACAAAUCUCUACACAUUGCUUGUCUUCUUCUCAGCAGCUCUCCUCACAUUCCUCAUCUCCUCAGCAGCUCUCCCCACAUUCCUCAACUCCUCAGCAGCUCUCCCCACAUUCAUCCUCACCUCCUCAUCAGAACUCUACACAUUGCUCCCCUUCUAGUCAAAACUCCACACACUGCCCACCUCCUCAACAGAGCUCCACACACUGCCCACCUCCUCAACAGCGCUCCACACAUUAUCCACCUCCUCAACAGAGCUCCACACACUGCCCAGCUCCUCAACAGAGCUCCACACACUGCCCAGCUCCUCAACAGAGCUCCACACACUGCCCAUCUCCUCAACAGAGCUCCCCACACUGCUCAGCUCCUCAACAGAGCUCCCCACACUGCCCAGCUCCUCAACAGAGCUCCACACACUGCCCAUCUCCUCAACAGAGCUCCCCACACUGCUCAGCUCCUCAACAGAGCUCCCCACACUGCCCAGCUCCUCAACAGAGCUCCCUACACUGCCCAGCUCCUCAACAGAGCUCCACACACUACCCAUCUCCUCAACAGAGCGCCACACAUUCUGCCCCCGUAAUACCCACAGCCAACAGUCACCCACAAGCCCCAGUGCCAUCUAUCCAUUCUGCCCCAGCAUCUCUUACUAAGGCAAAUCAACAACAAAGCACUAGCCAGCAAAUCAAGGAAGGCAGUCUGCCCAUCUCAGCUUCUCAGCCAGUUCAAAAUGAGACGGUUCUACACUCUGUUCCUCCUCAUUCACUGCAGCACAUUCACCAAAUACAAAUAUCAGAGUCCGUUUCAACCCAGCCUCACAGCAAUGGAGUGCCAUCAAUUUCUGAUCCAGAGACUCCAAAUUUAUCUCCUUCUGCUCCUGUUUCACCUCAGCCACCACUGGGCAGCCUAAAUGGCUCUUCCUCCCCUGAACCCCCUGUGCCAGGCUUUGCCACUCUAGGCAGGAAACUGAUGUUGGAUACAGGAUUCACAUCAUCUGGAGAUCCUGAUCCUAGUUGCAGUGCCUCUGAUUCUUACUUGACUUCCACCUUGGCCCUCUCUUCAACCACUUACCCACCUUCUGACAGCACUGCUACCCAGCCUCCUUUGCCAGAGAAAAGACGCCAGGGUACCCUGCCAGGGUCACCCAAUGGGAGGUCAGGCUCUCUAAGAGCAUCCACAAGUCAUUCUCCCUCUGGCCAACACCAUGUUACCUUCUCACCAUUGGUAGGAGCGGUGACAGUAUCUGGUGGGCAGAACGAAGGGCCAGCAGAGGGUGAAACGGGCAGCAGGGUCAGUGUGAAGUUUGUGCAGGACAGCUCCCGUUUCUGGUAUAAGCCUGGAAUCUCCCGAGAACAAGCCAUUGCAGCUCUGAAGGAAAAAGAGCCCGGUGAGUUCAUCAUCAGGGAUAGCAACUCCUUCCAGGGGGCCUAUGGUUUGGCCCUCAAAGUGGCCUCACCACCUGCCAACAUCAGCAACAAUUCCUGCAAAGUUGGAGAUCCCAUGGAACAGCUGGUGAGACAUUUCCUAAUUGAGACUGGGCCACGAGGGGUGAAAAUCAAAGGCUGUCAAAAUGAACCCCACUUUGGGAGUCUAUCAGCGCUGGUGUAUCAGCAUUCCAUUACACCCAUCUCUCUGCCCUGUGCUCUCCGCAUCCCUGACAAGGAUCCCAUAACAGAGAGCCUGGAAGUGCAGCCAGUCAGUAACAUGAGCACAGCAGCAGACUUACUGAAACAGGGAGCAGCAUGUAAUGUGCUGUACCUGAACUCGGUGGAGACUGAGUCUCUGACAGGACCGCAGGCAGUAGCUAAAGCCACAGGCGUGAUGAUGUCACUAAGCCCUCGGCCCUCUGCCACCGUAGUGCACUUCAAAGUGUCGACGCAGGGCAUCACUCUGACCGACAGUCAGCGCCGGGUGUUCUUCAGGAGGCACUACCCCAUUAACAGCGUGACGUUUAGCAGCGUAGAUCCACAGGACAGGAGGUGGACUAACUCAGACAGCACAACGUCUAAAGUGUUUGGGUUUGUAGCUAAGAAACCAGGCAGCGUGGCAGAGAACGUGUGUCACCUGUUUGCCGAGCUCGACCCUGACCAGCCUGCCAUUGCUAUCGUUAACUUCAUCAACAAAGUCAUGCUGGGGCCACAGCAGCGCUAGAGGACGAGGGAGGGAGAGAGAGAAGAUGAUCAAUCCCUCACAAAGAAAGAAGGAUAGAGUGACUCAUGGUUAAAAAGAGUUACCAAAGCACUGAAAACUAGUCUGUUGUGUAGCUGAAGUACUUCAAGACCAAACCAAAGUGAAAUGAACUAAACAGUGAUACUGACGUAUUGAAGGUUUAAUAACACACUAUUAGAAGUCACAAUCAUUGAGGUAGGAAUAUAUUGAGCACUGUUGGUUGGUUUUUAUACCAUAUGAAAAGUAUCUUAUCAGACAGUACAUGCACUCAAAUACCAAAUAUCUCCACAGCUGACGAGCAACAGUCUUUCUUUAUGCAUUUCAUUAAUCAGCUUUAAGUAGUUAAAUAGAGACUAGCUGCUACGCGUGUCCAAUCUGGCACACUGUAUAACUGAGUACAGCGGAAUGUUUGAGACUCCGCGUUUUAUUGAGAAAGGUGGCAUGCGAGAAUGCAGUGGGCCAGGCGUGCAGACAGGUGUGGGCGGAGCAGACAUACGGUGGUGGUACCAGGGAAGAAAUGAGUUUAUCUGGAGUCAAAAAAUUGUUAUAGUUUUCAGAUAGAUCGACGUUUCAUUUCGAAAUGAAGUUAAAUAGAGAAAGAAUUAAUCAGAAUAAGCUUUCAGCUCCUGUUGCAGUACUCAGCAACAUGGGUCAUGUUAUCGCGUCGUAAUCAAACUGCCGAGAAAAAUACUUUUUACUUUCUUAAAAAAUACUCUGCUCUAAAAGUUUUAACUUCAAAAUUUAUAUUAAUGUAUUUCAUUUUCAUGUCAUAACCAUGUUAAUGUAAAAAGGAGGUCUAAAGUUUUUACUUAACUAAAAAGCUUUGCUGAGCACUCGUAUAUUUAUAAGCUUUAUUCAGUCAUGUAUUUUGUUUGCAUGUAUCAGAGUCAUUAUGGCUUUCUAAGAGACAGACAUGUCUGCCAGCUUUAAUAUAUUGUAUUUACUCUGUAUUUUCUUGUUGAUCUUUGUAUUUAGUAAUAUAUUCACUCAGAUGCAGCUUGGAAAGUGAUGAAAAAAAACUUAAUGGAAGGACACUUUUAUAUGAAAUGGAUUUUUAAACUGUUAUUUUUUCAAUAUAAGCAUAAAUGAAUAUAAUAAAUGUAAAGCUGUGGUACCAAG
Molecule: messenger RNA, 9849 nt
Organism: Ictalurus furcatus (blue catfish)
Lineage: Eukaryota; Metazoa; Chordata; Actinopteri; Siluriformes; Ictaluridae
Gene: tns2a
Product: tensin 2a
Exons: 28
Coding region: 3397-8712 (1771 amino acids)
Biological process (GO): peptidyl-tyrosine dephosphorylation
Molecular function (GO): protein binding; protein tyrosine phosphatase activity
Source: RefSeq, a predicted model, not a curated record